Messenger RNA from Asparagus officinalis (garden asparagus), 1732 nucleotides. Its product is annotated as basic salivary proline-rich protein 4-like. The transcript has 8 exons. The record is from RefSeq and is a predicted model, not a curated record. NCBI's taxonomy places the organism in Eukaryota, Viridiplantae, Streptophyta, Magnoliopsida, Asparagales, Asparagaceae. Gene Ontology annotation, biological process: mRNA 3'-end processing. The coding region runs from base 174 to 1373 and encodes 399 amino acids.
CCCGACAUCAAACGGGUCGUAACCAGAUUAGACCCGUUAAACCUCCUUUUAAAAACACGCUCUCUCUCUCUCUCUCUCUUCGAAGAGCCCUAAUUCUCUUUCGUUGGAUUGCAUUUACAAUUUCGAGUUUUGAUUGGCUUUAGUAGCAAUAAGGGAAACUAUUACUCAAUAGCAUGGCCACCAAGCCACAGAUGUCUGGUGAGGGUUUCAACGCAAUUGCGGGCAUGUCAAGGAGCCAGCUCUAUGACCUUAUGUCACAAAUGAAGCUUUUGAUUGAGCAGAAUCAUCAGCAAGCAAAGCAAAUUUUGAUAGAUAACCCUAUGCUUACUAGAGGUCUUUUCCAGGCACAAGUUAUGCUGGGAAUGGUGCUGCCUACUCAGCCGGCUAACAUUCAGAAAGUGUUAUCACAACCACAGUCAGCACAGUUGGUACAGCAAUCAAAUGUUCAAUCUACCCAAUCUCUGCCACCUCAACCAAGCCAUCAAGUUCAAAGUAAUUCAUCUCACCCUUCAGUUUCAGCUAGGCAGCAACAGCUACCUCAACAAUCCAUUUCCCAGCCAUCUGCUUCACUUCCGCCAAUGAGCAUUCAUUCACAGACAGCACCAUCAAUUCCUCCAUAUUCAGCUCAGCAAGCUAAGGGGCCUUCUAAUGCUCAAAUUCCUUCAAUGUCAGCUCCACAGUCAUCUCAACUUCAUAAUUUGCCUUUACCUCCACCUCAGGGUCCUCCUCAUCCUCAAUACUCAAUUUCUCAACCUCAUCAUGUUCCUAUUCUUUCAAGUCAGCCACAGCCAUCUUUGCAGAUGCCUGGAAUAUUCAAUCAACCUAUGCAACCGCCCUUGCCGCAGCAGCCAAGGCCACCUUCCAUGCAGCAGUCCUUUGCUCAUCAGCAUCAUGGACAGAUGCCUCAUCUUGGAUUUCAAACAACGAGUGCACCUCAACAGCACUUAUCACAACCUAUGUUCCAUUCGGGUGGAAACAUUGGAUCUCAAUUCCAGCAAGGACUGCCUCCUCCGCUGCCAAAUCAGCCACCUCCUCAACAUAUUUAUCAGGGAGGGCCACCAAACAUGGGUUCUGAAUACAAUCAAGGUGGGAACUCGAUGCAACAAGAAAGAGGAGGUCCACGUUGGGGACCCGGGGUUCCAGAAAGGGCUUCAGGUGGUUCCCACUUGCCGGGGCCACCCCCUCUCGGCCCUGGCCAAAUGCUACAAGGCUUAGGUGGCGGUGGUCAGCAGCCUUGUCCUCCACCAUUGACACCGGACAUGGAGAAGGCGUUGCUUCAGCAAGUAAUGAGCCUGACUCCGGAGCAGAUAAAUAUGUUGCCACCUGAGCAGAGGCAACAGGUGAUCCAGCUACAGGGCAUGCUUAGGUCGUAAGUAAGAAGAAACUGGAGAGCCAACAGUUUCGAUUAGAGAAAAAAAUUUCGUUGCAUACCGAUUUGUGUUUUUUAGUGUUUGAGCAGUAUUUAUUGUUGCAGGCAAAUGUAGCUUUGCUCUUGUUAGUGGGAGCAUUUAUGAUUGUAUCCAUGUUCGGUGAGUUUGUAUUGUUUGCAAAUGUAGCUUUGCCCUUGUUAGUGGGAACGUUUAUGAUCGUCUCCAUGUUCAGUGAGUUUGUAUUGUUUGCAAAGCCUAAUACAGGGCACUCGAUGGUCAUCUGAUCUCUUUGCCUAGAAAAAGCUAAUGUUGGAUCAAUAUAGAUUGUUUUAAUUGGGUUAUUCAAGAGAUUUUGUUGUGCA